AUGAAAUUCACUCUUUUAAUUUCCCUAUUGCCGUUAGUGCAGGCUCUUCCGUUCGUUAAACGAGAUGGCACCGAGCUGACCAUCCAGAACCUUCUGGGUAACUACUAUGAGAUUGACGGGGUGGUCGGCGACUACUUCACCAACCUGUCGUUCGUUAUCAACUCUGCCCAAGACGACUCUUGGGUUUCUGCAAGCAAGUUCAACAGUAAUUUAUCAGACACCUUUUCAUCAUCCAGCGAGGAGUUCUGUUUCCAGGACCUGGUUACCGGCUAUACUGCCUCGGGAAACUACGGCUCUGACAAAAUCACCAUUGGCUCCUUCGACCUGGACUCGCUCAAAUUUGGUGUUGCAACCACAAACGAGUUUGGCUACGAGGCAUCUUUGGGACUCGGCAGUUCCAGCUCUUUUAUCGAGGCAUUGCAAAAAGCCGGCCUGAUCUCCAGCAAGAAGGUCUCUGUCUAUUUGCACAACAACCGGUCGCCAGGAAAAAUCACUUUUGGUGGCAUCGACUCGUCGCUCUACUCUGGCCAGCUGACUUAUUUGGACACUGUUACUUAUCAAACCGAUCUCACCACCGGUGGAUACUUUGUUUCGCUAGACUCUAUAGAGACAUCGUCGGGAACCCAGCUGACUUCUGGCCAGACCGGCUACUUUGACACUGCGUCGGUGCUGUCGUACGUGCCGCAAGAUGUGCUGACCCAGAUCACCGACGAUUUGCAAGCGAGCGUGGACCAGUCGUCUGGACUAUGGACUGUCGACUGUGGACUGAUCGAGACAACAGACAUCAGCUACUCUCUGGCCUUUGGGUCCACAGAUAUCAAGGUGCAAGCCAACCAGCUAUUUUUCCAGGACCAGGACACCUGCUACCUUUCAGUGACCACCAGCACCAUCGACAACGUUGUUGUGCUGGGACAGUCGUUCCUGACAAGUGUGUACAUCGUGUUUGAUCUGGACGAGAAGAAGGUGGGGCUUGCCCAGGUCAACGUGGACGACAACGUGUCCACCAGCUGCUCGCUCUGUCAGAGCAGCAGCAGCAGCAGCAGCAGCAGCAGCAGCAGUUCUAGCAGUUCCAGCAGCGUCAGCAGUUCUAGCAGCUCAAGCAGUUCUAGCAGCUCAAGCACUACUUUCAGCUCCUCAAGCACCACGUCCAGCUCCUCCACGUUCACAACGCCAAGCAGUACACCAGCUCCAUCCACGUCGUCUACAUCCACGACACCUUCCUCAACACCAUCGUCCUCGAGCUCGACUUCCUCGACGCCUUCCAGCACAACUUCCAGCACCACGACUAGCUCCACAUCCAGCUCGUCGUCGUCAAGCUUUACCAGCUCCAGCUCUAGUUCCAGCUCCAGCUCCAGCUCCACCACCACACCAAGCUCAACUCUCACUACGAGCUCCACCACAAGCACAGUCCCGUCGAGCAGCACAAGCAGUUCAACCACUACGAGCAGCUCAACCACCCCUACAUGGAGCAGUUACUCCACCUCCUCCACAGCCACCUCCUCCACAUUCGUUCCUAGCUCCUCCAGCACCGUGGCCCACGAGACAACGUCCACGCCAGCCCUGUCCUGUUCCGGCUCCCUCGUUCCGGUGGUCUACUCCACCACCGUCACAGACAGCGACUGGACAACCGUCUCCGUCUCCACCAGCUACGUGUGCUCCUUCGAGGUGUCCACUUUUGACACAACCACAGAGACAACCUGCACCGUGUGCACAGAGACGAGCGAGACGAGCAGCAGUAGCAGCACGUCUAGCACUACCUCCUCCAUAUCCUCCUCCACCAGCACACCUCCUCCUACAAUUCUCACUGUCUCCACCACCGAGGAAAGCACAACCGUGGUGACUGUUCCCUGCAGUUCUGGGUUCACCACCUCUGUGUCCACCAUUGCCACAAGCACAGUGUCCACAGAGUCUACCGAGUCUACCGGGUCUACCUCCUCCACGGAGUCAACAGUCUCCACGCCAGAGUCCACCACUUCGUCCACCGAAGUUGCAACCACCUCGUCCACCUCGUCCACCCCGGCAGAGACAACCACAGAAAGCUCGACUGCUCCACCAGAAACGUCAACUGUGACCACCAGCAGUAGCUCAACUACACCAACCACCUCAUCCACCUCCACUGCACCAACCACAUCAUCCACCUCCACUUCCACAACCUCCACCACUCCAGCCACAUCAGCAACCCCAACCACAUCGACCAGCACCACUCCAACAGCGCUGGCCACCACUUCCACCACACCAACCACCCCAGCCAGCUCAACUGUCGCGGAAACAUCCACAUCCAGCCCGGCUCCCGUGCUCGUCUCCUCCACUGUCUCCACCGAGUGCACUGCCUGCUCAACGGCCACCAUCAUCAGCUCUGGCACCACCAUCUACACGGUACUCACCAGAACAGCCACAGUCUCGUGCUCCUCGUCCAACGUCUCGUCCCCACAAGGCUCGUCCGUGGCAGAGACAUCGUUCACUUCCUACACCCCACUUGCUUCCAGCUACUCCUCAAGCUCUUCCAGCACCUUCUCCGUGUUCACGUUCGCUGCUGCAGACGAGCGUUUUGUGUCGGAGUCGACCGAGGACGACGGCGACGCUGUUGGGGUGCUCGACGUCGAAGAAGCGGCCUCGGUGGUGGACGAGCUAGCGGACUCCGUUGAAGAGCUGGCCGUGGAAGACGAGUCAGUAGCGGACGGCGCACUGGUGGACGAGUGUUCCUCUGAACUCGAGCUCGCGCUGGUCGUGUGCGACGUGGUGGAGGAGUCUGCGCUGGACGUGGUGUGCGAUGUGGGCGACUCGGUACUGGACGGGCUUGAGGACGAUUCAGAAGGUGACUGUGAGGAUUCCGACCAGGACGUUGAGGAGGACGGUUCUGCAGACCAUUCUUCGGACGACGAGCUCGACCAGGUCACCGAUGGGCUUUCUGUGGCAGAGGAAGACGACUCAGACGACGUGCUGGUGAUGGAGUUGCUAGAGUGGUCAGUUGUUGCGGAGCUGGAGCUGGAAGAGCUGGAAGAGCUGCUGGAGGAGCUAGAGGAGCUGCUUGAGCUACUCGACUCGCUGGAGCUACUCAAACUGCUGGAACUGCUGACGCUGCUGGAACUGCUGGAACUGCUGGCGCUUGUGGUGGAACUUGAGGACGGUCAGUCUCAAGUAAGGCUUGAUGGUUCUGAACUUAGGGAACAGGGUCUUGGCCUCGUCGUUGGACACGCUUGGGUGGACAAUGACAUCGUCACCUGGAACCCAGUUAAUUGGGGUGGUGACUCUGUGCUUGUCACCGGUCUGCAAGGAGUCAAUGACUCUCAAGACCUCGGCAGUGUUUCUACCAGUAGAAGCUGGGUAAGCCAAGAUCAAUCUGAUGGUCUUCUUUGGGUCGAUGAUGAACACAGAUCUGAUGGUGAACUGGACUCCCUUGUCGUCGACGUUGGUGGCGUCCUGGUAGUCAAUCAUGUCGAACUUAAGAGAAAUUUCUCUCGUAGGGUCGGCAAUGAUUGGGAAAGUGAGCUUGGAUCCGGUGACCUCGUCAAUGUCCUUGAUCCAGGAUCUGUGGGAGCCAGCGUCGUUGGCAGACAAUCCAAUGAGCUUCACGCCUCUCUUGGCGAACUCUGGCUCCAAUUUGGCGAAAGCACCAAGCUCGGUGGUGCAGACUGGAGUGAAGUCGUCAGGGUGAGAGAACAAAACCGCCCACGAGUCUCCAAUGUAGUCGUGGAAGGUAAUUGGGCCGUUAGAGGUGUCGGCAGUGAAGUUUGGGGCCUUAGAGCCCAAUCUGAGAGUUCCGUUUUCUGGCUUUGGAAUAGACAUUGCGUAAAAUGGGAUGGCAACAAGUUUGGGGUCCCCAGGCCGUUUUAUACUAUUCUUCAACAAGCUUGCAGAAUUGUAUUAUGUCACGUGAAUAGUGAAAAAAUUGAGUACUGUUCGGGGAAUGCCAUCAAAGUUUUCCACCAGAAACUAUGCCACCAGAAAAAUUCCCAAUUGGGAUUCUGCUGGAUCAAAACCAUCACUACUACGGUGUUGCGAGUUGAAGUCCAAAGAUCUCUGGGUCUCGGAUCCGUCCUUCACGGAAGCGUACAAUUUUUGGAAAACUGGCUUCAAAGCGUCCUUGAAGACUGGGUACCAGUCCAGAGCACCUCUUCUGGCGGUGGUGGAACAAGCAUCGUACAUGUAGUCCAUACCGUAUUUUCCAAUCAAUGGGUAAAGAGAUUGGGUGGCCUCCUCGACAGUCUCGUUGAAAGCUUCGGAUGGGCUGUGGCCGUUCUCUCUCAGAACUUCGUAUUGAGCAAGGAACAUACCGUGGAUACCUCCCAUCAAACAUCCUCUCUCACCGUACAAGUCGGAGUUGACUUCUCUCUCAAAGGUGGUUUGGUAAACGUAACCAGAUCCAAUGGCAACGGCCAAUGCGAUGGCCUUCUCUUCAGCCUUACCGCUGACGUCGUUCCAGACGGCGUAAGAAGAGUUGAUACCUCUUCCCUCCUUGAAAAGAGAUCUCACGGUUCUACCAGAACCCUUUGGAGCAGCCAAGAUGACAUCGAUAUUAGAAGGAGGAACAACCUUGGUCAAUUCCUUGAAGACUGGGGAGAAACCGUGGGAGAAGUAAAGAGUCUUACCCUCGGUCAAGAGUGGCUUGACGUCGGCCCAGGUCUCGGACUGAGCAGCGUCAGAAAGCAAGUUCAUGAUGAUGGUUCCCUUCUGGAUGGCCUCGGAAACAUCAAACAGGUUCUCACCAGGAACCCAUCCGUCCUCGAUAGCGGCCUUCCAGGAAGCACCGUUCUUUCUAACACCAAUGAUCACGUUCAAACCGUUGUCUCUCAGGUUCAAACCUUGACCGUAACCUUGGGAUCCGUAUCCGAUCAAAGCAAGAGUGUCGUUCUUGAAGUACUCGAGCAACUUCUCUCUUGGCCAGUCGGCUCUCUCGUGGACGAUUUCCUCGACACCACCAAAGUUGAUCUUCUUGAUUCCUCUGACACCAGCAACCUGGGUCUUUGGCAAGGUUGGUCUCACAGAUCUAGUGAGGCCAGAGAGUGCUCUCUUGGACAUAGCAGCGGCGGCUCUGGAGCCAGCAGUUCUCGAAAUUCUAGCAGCGUACAUGAUUAUGUUGAGAAGAAUAGUUGCGAUGGAGUUUGGAAAAUUUUCAUUUUAUACAAUUUAGUCACCGGGCCGCACAAGCGUCACGUCCGCAAACACCUUGACGCUCUUGGCGUCCGCCUUGAUCUUACCCCAAGAAACGGCCUCGUCGGGACGCGCGCCGGCGUCAGAACCGUCAAAUUCCUGUCCCGUGUUGAUAUACACGGCGUAAUCUGCUCCGUUUCUCAUCAAACAUGCGUUACAGAUGUGAUGCUUGAUCAAACCACCACCCAAAAUCAGCAUUCCAGCAUGGGAGGCCUCCAUGGACAAACUGUUGAUUCUUCUGAUGUCCUGGACGAUGUCGAUUCUCAGUUGUUUUGGAGAAGACUUGAAAGUAUGGAAGAAAAGCAUGUCUCCAAUACUUCCGUCAGUGAGAGCAGGACAGAAGAUCGGGAUCUGGUUCUUGUGGGCCCAGUAGAGCACAGACGACUCGUCGUUGAUUUCCUUACCAAAACGGUCGAUCACUUUGGAAGGAGUCCAGAAUGGAACGUCGGAGUCCAAAGAGUUCUCCUUGUUCUUGGCAGCAAACUCCUCCUGCUCUUCCAACAUCUUGUCCAAAACAGGAACCAUCCACUCCUCGAAUUUGCAGUAGUUGUCGUUGGGAACAAUCAAGUUACCAAUUCUGUUCAUUCCGUCGUCUCUAAGCUGCUUUCCUGGCAGAGCAAAAUCUCCCAUAUAAGUUGGAGCAAGACACUUGAUCAGGUCUUCCUCGAUUCCACCCGCCGAGGCAACAAUCGCAGAAACCAUCUUAUGUUGGACCAGGAAUCUCAACGUGUCUCUGAGACCAGAAGAGAUCAGGUUGGAAGUGUAGCCAAGGAAAAUGGUGGUCUUUUGGUAUCCAUCCUCAUCAAACUCUCCCUUGCGUUCGUGUUCCUCCAAUUUGGAAAUAUGAGCACCUCUCCAAGAUCUCAUCUCGUCAAUGAUCUCACAAGCUUUGGCCAAAGAAGAUCCUUGGAAUCCCAUGGUCUUCAUGGAAGCUAUCAGAUCGGAAGCACGAGCAUUACGGCUCUCUGGUUUGGAGUAGUCAACUCCUCUCACUUUUUCAAAGUGCUCAGGGACAGGCACAGAUUGCUUUAA
Molecule: messenger RNA, 6183 nt
Organism: Ogataea philodendri
Lineage: Eukaryota; Fungi; Ascomycota; Pichiomycetes; Pichiales; Pichiaceae
Exons: 5
Coding region: 1-6183 (2060 amino acids)
Biological process (GO): proteolysis
Molecular function (GO): aspartic-type endopeptidase activity
Source: RefSeq, a predicted model, not a curated record